AUGAAGAAAACGCCGAGCGCAUCCCCCCUUUCCUCCGGUGAAUCGUCCGCGAUCGAUUCUCUCACUCGGCGAACUCACUCCUUCCCCUUCUCCCCUCAACGGCCUGCUUCCUCCUCCGCCAUCCCAUUCUCCUGGGAGCACGUUCCCGGCAUACCCAAAAACCCUAGAAAACCUAAUUUCAAUUCAAGUCCCGAUCGCAUCCCUCUCCCUCCACCUAUCCGAUUUGAAUCCCUAAAAUCAUGGUCGGAGGCCGACCCUUUCGCGGUGGCGUUCGCCGAGUGCGCUAAGGAGAAGCCGCCGGUAGAUCUUGAACGGGAGGAAAUUUUUCGGCGGAAAUCGGCGGUUGUUACGGAUUCAGGGAAGCGGAGGACGGCGGCGUGGUUCACCGUCGGCGGGUUAGGGUUUUACGGCUUGUAUGUGUCUUGCAAGGCUGCGGCGGCUACGUGCUCCGUUGUGGAUUCUACGGUCCGUGUGCGGCGGACCGGGACGGUGAACCGCCGGUGA
Messenger RNA from Phalaenopsis equestris, 504 nucleotides. RefSeq lists its product as uncharacterized. The transcript has a single exon. The record is from RefSeq and is a predicted model, not a curated record. The coding region runs from base 1 to 504 and encodes 167 amino acids. Lineage: Eukaryota; Viridiplantae; Streptophyta; Magnoliopsida; Asparagales; Orchidaceae.